AUGGAGCCGGUGCCGUGCAGCCUGUCUCCAUCCUUUGAGGCAUCCCCUGGAAAGAGGACAUCACAUCCAGCUCUGGUUCCCCCAGGCAUCAAAUGUGGGGGGGUGCUGUCAGCAUCCUCUGGCAAUUUCUCCAGCCCCAACUUCCCAGGGCUGUACCCCUACGAGACAGAGUGCACGUGGCUGAUUGUGGUGGCCGAGGGCUCCUCCAUCCUGCUCUCCUUCAGCCACUUCGAGCUGGAAUACCACGCCUCCUGUGCCUACGACUACCUCCAGGUCUACAACGGGGCCACCCGGGACCGGGGCAACCUCUUGGGCACCUUCUGUGGCCGUAGCCCCCCACCACCCUUCUCCUCUGCCUGGCACGUCAUGGCAGUCAUCUUCCACUCCGACCGCCACGUGGCCAAGCGCGGCUUCGCUGCUGUCUACCGGAAAGAUGCCUGUGGUGGACAGCUGACGGGGCUGUCUGGGGAGAUCACCAGCCCCCGCUACCCCGAGAGCUACCCCAACGAUGCCGAGUGCCGCUGGAGCAUCGGGGGGGCUGCUGGUGGUGGCCCCCUCACCCUGGUGUUCGCUGACUUCCAGGUGGAGGGGGGGCAGGGCUGCAGCUUUGACUACGUGGCCCUUUUUGAUGGCCCCACCACCACUGCCCCCAGCCUGGGGCGUUACUGCGGCAGCACCCGCCCCCCUCCCACCGUCUCCUCCACCCAGCACCUCCUCAUCCUCUUCAGGUCGGACUUCAACAUCGGUGGCAGAGGCUUCAAGGCCCAUUUCUACUCAGGUGAGUGCCAGGAGGUCUUCACCACCAUCAAAGGGAAUUUCUCCAGCCCUCACUACCCCGACUUCUACCCCAACAACCUCAAGUGCCAGUGGAGCAUCCAGCUACCUCCAGGCUACCGGAUCAAGGUCUUCUUCUUGGACAUGGAGCUGGAAGGCAGGAGCAGCCUGACAGGUGGCUGUGACUACGACCACCUGGCUGCCUUUGAUGCUGGUUCUGAGAAGGGGUCACUCCUGGGGCGGUGGUGUGGGGGAGACAGCCCAGCACCCAUCACCUCCCACCACAACCACCUCCUGCUGGUCCUCCACACCGACCGCAACACGGCCAAGAGGGGCUUCUCCAUCACCUAUGUGGGAGUCGUGCCCAUGAACGUCACCUGCACCCGGACAGACUUCCACAUCCAGAUCCCCGUGCAGUCCCUGGCUCAGUUGGAGAGGAACAGGAUUUAUUUGGGGACCCCCUCCUGCGCAGCCCAGGUGGUUGGUGGGAACUUUAAAAUCCACACCAGGUUUGACACCUGUGGCACUGAAUCCCAGAAACGCAACAACACAUCCAUCAUUGUCAGCACCCUCUACAUCGAUUUUUCGGCAGGCGACCAAGAGGACAUCCACCAGUAUGAGGUGCAGUGUGAGCCCAAGAGGAAAGAAGCCUCAGUCACCCUCAUUGCUGGCCCAGACUCAGCCAGGAUCAGCCAGGCAGAAAACCUGGUGGAUACCCAGCAGUAUGAGGGGGAAGUGACAGACACCCGUGAGAUCAAGAGCCAGGACACCAGUGACAUUGUCUUCAUCAGCAUCUGCAUCUUGGCCGGGCUUCUCAUGGUGGUUGCAGUGGUGGGGUUGGUGCUUUUGUAG
Molecule: messenger RNA, 1626 nt
Organism: Calypte anna (Anna's hummingbird)
Lineage: Eukaryota; Metazoa; Chordata; Aves; Apodiformes; Trochilidae
Gene: CDCP2
Product: CUB domain containing protein 2
Source: RefSeq, a predicted model, not a curated record